CCAUACUAAGCUGCGCGUCGGGGCGGUCGAGUACACGCGGAAUCAGCGGAGCGAGUGCUGAGUCGGUGCCGCUGCCGGCUUUCCUCUUACCCCGGACGCUGGGAGACGCUUUAGGGCCGCAGAGGCUUGUGGGGCAGCCACGAAAUGGAGGCGAACGGCAGCGGCAGCAGCAGUGACUCUGCUCCUGACUGCUGGGAUCAGGCGGACGUCGAGACGGGCAGCGGCGCCAGCCCAGGUUCCGCCCUGCCAGCUGCGGAGGCCGAGGCCCAGCAGGAGCUGCUCGGGGCGGCGUUCAGCCGGCAACUGAACGUCAACGCCAAACCCUUCGUGCCCAACGUCCACGCCGCCGAAUUCGUGCCGUCCUUCCUGAGAGGGGCUCCGGCGCCCGGCCUGCCGCCACCAUCGCCCCCGCCCGGCUUGCCGCCGCCCCACGGUUUACCAGUAGAGUCUUCUCCAGAGGAGCAGGCAGCCUCUUAUGAAGGUUCAAAUGCUGCUGUUAACAUGGAAAUUUCAGAAUCUGUUGUGGAAAAUGGAGAGACAGAGAUGUCCCCGGAAGAGUCGUGGGAACAUAAAGAAGAAACAAGUGAAGCAGAACUAGGAAGUGGUCCAGUAGUGGAUGCAGGACCUUCAGAAGAAAGCACUCAGGAAAUGAUGGAAGAGGAGGAGGAAAUACCAAAACUGAAAUCUGUGGUAGCACCACCAGGUGCUCCUAAAAAAGAGCAUGUAAAUGUAGUAUUCAUUGGUCAUGUUGAUGCUGGCAAGUCAACUAUUGGAGGACAAAUAAUGUAUUUGACGGGGAUGGUGGAUAAAAGAACGCUUGAAAAAUAUGAAAGAGAAGCUAAAGAAAAAAACAGAGAAACCUGGUACCUUUCAUGGGCUCUGGACACAAACCAAGAAGAACGUGACAAGGGUAAAACAGUAGAAGUAGGUCGUGCCUAUUUUGAAACUGAGAAAAAACACUUCACUAUUCUAGAUGCUCCUGGGCAUAAGAGCUUUGUUCCAAAUAUGAUUGGUGGAGCUUCUCAAGCUGAUCUUGCAGUGCUGGUUAUUUCUGCAAGAAAAGGAGAGUUUGAAACUGGAUUUGAAAAAGGUGGACAAACAAGAGAACAUGCCAUGUUAGCAAAAACAGCAGGUGUAAAACAUUUAAUAGUUCUUAUUAAUAAAAUGGAUGAUCCAACUGUAAACUGGAGUAAUGAAAGAUACGAGGAAUGUAAAGAGAAAUUGGUGCCAUUUUUGAAGAAAGUUGGCUUUAAUCCCAAAAAAGAUAUUCAUUUCAUGCCCUGCUCAGGACUCACUGGAGCAAACCUUAAAGAACAGUCCGAAUUUUGUCCUUGGUACAUUGGAUUACCAUUUAUUCCAUAUCUGGAUAACUUGCCAAACUUCAACCGUUCAGCUGAUGGACCAAUCAGGCUGCCAAUUGUGGAUAAAUAUAAGGACAUGGGCACUGUGGUCCUUGGAAAGCUGGAAUCGGGCUCAAUUUGCAAAGGACAACAGCUUGUGAUGAUGCCAAAUAAGCACAACGUGGAAGUUCUUGGAAUCCUUUCUGAUGAUGUAGAAACUGAUUCAGUAGCCCCAGGUGAAAAUCUAAAGAUCAGACUGAAGGGAAUUGAAGAGGAAGAGAUUCUGCCAGGAUUUAUUCUCUGUGAUUCCAACAACCUGUGUCAUUCUGGACGCACGUUUGAUGCCCAGAUAGUGAUAAUAGAGCACAAAUCCAUUAUCUGCCCGGGUUACAACGCUGUGCUGCACAUCCACACCUGUAUUGAAGAAGUUGAGAUAACAGCCUUAAUCUGCUUGGUGGACAAAAAAACAGGAGAAAAAAGUAAGACACGGCCCCGUUUUGUGAAACAAGAUCAAGUAUGCAUUGCCCGUUUAAGGACGGCAGGAACUAUCUGUCUUGAGACAUUCAAAGACUUCCCUCAGAUGGGUCGCUUUACCUUAAGAGAUGAGGGUAAGACCAUUGCAAUUGGAAAAGUUCUGAAACUGGUUCCAGAGAAGGACUAAGCAUUUUUCUCAAUGACCCCCACAUAAUACUGUGAGGAAAAUCGACUCUACAAAAGCCUACUUCACACCGCCUUCUUAUUUUCUGCCCAUUUAUAAACUUCUCCCCAUAUUUUGCAAAGACAAAUUUCACAGCAAAGGUCCACAUUAUGUCAGCUUUCUCAUAUUGAGAGCUCUGCUAUGCCACUGAAUUUCCCCCCAAAUUUUUUUUCUCCCAAAUUCUGCUUCCUUGGAAAGAUUCGGCAAUAGCUUUGUAGUCAUGUGGACUUAAUUGCCUAUAAUUAUGAAAUUCAAAUGGAUUUUUAAUGUUUAAUUUCCCCUGACAUAUAGAGACCUUUUUUUUUUUUUUUCCAGGCAGAUAAUUCAGAGUAUGCGAGUGUGUGUGCACAUGUUACAAAGAUGACUACCAUGUUAAUAAAAACUAUUCAAUUUGAAAUCUUUUUCAGUAUUUGAAUUGCUUUUGAAUAAUGUUUUUUAUCCAGACAGUUGCAUUAGCUUUUUAACCAUUGAGUAACGUAGAUAUUUGGUUACUUGGAUUUUUCUAAACUUCUCAGCCUCCCACAUGCACAGUUUUAAAUGAGGCAAUUAGGCACUUGACCAAGUUUGUAAUUAUAAAGAAUUCAUUUUUCCCCUUUCCUUUGCUCGGUGCACCCUUAAAAUUAAAAACAUUUGAGCUAAUGUGGCACUUCCUUUAGUUUUACAUUUAUGUUUUCAGCGAACUUAAGUUGACUUAACAUCACUAUUAGAUACAGUCAGUUUUGCAGACUAGAACUACAUAUUGUCUUUAUAAAAAAAAUCAGCAUUUUAAGAUUCGUAUCUGCAGAGAGUUCCAACAGCCAGUAAAUCAGUGAAACUGCAGAAAUGAAAAUUGGUGGCAAUAGUCCUGCUGUUAUUUGCAAGAGCUGCAUUCUUGUGGGAAAACUGGGCCAAUUAAAAUGUGCCAGUUAUGUAAGUUAUUCAGUUUGUCCGGCCUUUAAUUUACAGGGUUGGGUAAUCCUUGCUGUUUUACAAUUCAGUUGGAAGGAGAAAGACUAUUUAAGUUGCCAGGAGUUUGCACGUACUGAAAUAUGGGAGAAUCAGAAUCAAUCUUGGUCUGUAAUUUUUUUGCAUAUAAAAAAGCAGUGUAAGCUCAUGAGGACCAGUGACAGUUUUUCUUGGGAAAUUAGAAGUGAGACUGGUUCAGUGUAAAUCUUACUCAGUGAAACUUGAAGGAACUGCAGAAUUAAACCCUAUUUAGCUGCACUUUUAAAAUGGACUGUCUACAAUUGCUAUCCUGUUUCUAACGAUCAGGAUGAAGGCUGAUUUCCUUUUUUAAUUUCCCAGAAUAUUAGUAGGAAGUAGUAAAAAGGUAUAUUCAGAGCUUCUUCAGAAGGCCUUGAACACUUUCAGUUGUGUAAUUGUGGCGAGCCCACCCCAUUUCCCAAAAGUUCACAGUUAAGGAACUGUAUUUGAAUUUAUAGAACUCAGAACUGAAACAGAUUUACCCUUUUUGGGUUUUUUUGGUUUGUGGUUUUUUGUUUUUAAUUUUUUUUUGUUUUUGUUUUUGUUUCUUUGUAACUGAGGAAUUCUCACUCAUUUCACUUAGAGUUACAUUGUAUGGACAGAAGUUAUUGUCCUUCAGUUUCAUAUGAGUACCCUUGUAGCUGCCGUAAUGCAUGGAAUUGAAAUAAAUUUUAUUAUGUCUGCAAAUCUCUGGGCGCUUUUUUUUUGUUGUUGUUAGAUCAGAGUUUAAAAGUACUUUAUUUUUCCCCCCUACUAAAUGCACAGAAGCUGUAAUUCCUUCUCUCUUAAACUAAUGAAGAAAUUAAAAGCCAAUGAAAAUGACUCUUGUUCUUAUUUUGGAUUAACUUAAGAGUUCUACGAGUCUUGUAUUCCUUUCUUGAAGGAAACUUGUGAAUUUAAAAUUUGCUGCUGUUAGUGGAGAACAUGUAAUUCCUAAAUUGCUGGAACUCUGACUUUAUUUGUUGUUAAGAUGCUGAAAUGCAUUUCAAGACUAUGUGAUGCUCCAGUGGAAUUUUUCUCUUUACUAUAAACUUAAUGAGGAUUUCUAAAACUUCGUUAUAUUGGGGCUGGAGUUUGUAUUUAUUAUCAAAAUGAAAAAUGAUCUGGUGGUUGAAAUGCCAGCAGGUAGCAUCUCUUAGCAUUUCCAUAGCUCAUCUAGUGCAUUUGGUUACCACUUCCAUAAAUGCAGUUAACAUCACUGCACCUGGAAAAGGAAAUUAAAUUAUUUCAAGUUCAUUAACAGAAUCUACACUUUGCAGUUUGAUUUACUGUGCUGUGUUAGGUUUAUAUUUGAGUAUAAAAUACGCUGUAUAACAUAUUGAUAUGGAAAUGUAUAGAUCUACAAAGAUUGCCUGCAUCUUAAAUAGAGGAUCUAAGAAUACAUUAUAUACUGUAUAUAUAUACAGUAUAUGUAUGUAUAUACAGUAUAUUAUAUUGAAUAAUUACGGAUUCAGAUUUGUUUCAUUACACCUCCAUUCUACACUUUAUAGAUUCAUCUUUUACAGUGGUUGAGUUGAGCGGGAUCCAGAUGAAAGGUGCAGCUUUGUUUGAAAUAUUUGCUGGCUACUGAUUCUCUGAUGUGAUUUUUUUUGUUUUGGUUUGUAAUUACCAUUCUGGACACUUCCUUGUAUCACAAUGUGAUGCUCUGCUUUUAAGGUGGAAAAGGAGAAAAAAAAAAUAAAAAAAUGUUGGACUGAAGCUACAGGGAACCCUGGGACUGCUACCAUUGCAGCUGUGCUAUUAUCUGUGAUACCAGCAGAGUAUUUCUGGGUCCUGGGCUGUGACUUAUACCAGCAAAACUGUGAAGAAGUUUCUGCAGGAAGGAAUGACUUGAGAUUUUUCCCCCAGUAUAAUUGCAUUUGUAUACAAUAUUUGUGCCUUUGUAUGCAGUGUAGUACUCAUCAGGAUUGCAGCUAUUUUCCCUCAUCAUUGGCCGAAGUGUAUAGUAUAGAUAUGGCUUCAGUGUACAGCCAUGAUGUAAAUUACAAAAGCAAACAGUGACAAUGUAAAUUAAGUCCCUGUAUGUCAUUUAAAUGGAAGUCUUGAUAUAUGUAACAAUUACUCAAUUUUGAAGUGUGCAGCUGUACUAAUCUAUAACAUGAAAAUUACUUGUUUCUACAACUUGCAAGAAGUGAGGGACACUAAAUGGAGCGAUGAGUGCAGCAAUCAGUUGACUAGCACGGUCAUUGCCCAUCCGCCUGAAAUCAUUCCAAAUACCUGGUCAUCUUUGCAAACAAUUGGGAACUAACAUACAAAUGUAUAAUGGUACUGGUUUCCUGGGACACUUGUUCUGGUAGUAAACUGUAUUCUUAAACAGUAUGCUAUUGAUGAUGGUAUAAUAGUGUUGUAAGAAAUAUGGCUGCUCUAAAGAGGUUUAUCCAUGGAGAUAUUUGUUGAUUGUGAACUUCAUGCCCCUAUACAAAUGUUUUUCAUGGCAUAAAGGCCCAGCAGAUUGCUCAAUGAAGAACCUCUGGUUUAACCUAAUUACGGUACUAGUCCAUACGAACUUUUAAUUAUGUGAAAUGUGUUUUUAUGAGUGUUUAUUAAUGAAUAUUAUUUAAGAAAAAAAAUUGUUUCCAUUGUCCCAAGUAUUUGAUUCUGUAUUACUCUGGCCUUUCUGUUCUUAAUGCAGAGUGUUCAAAUGAUGAUGUUAAAGCAGAUGAAAUGUACUCCAGAAAAGACUGUCUUCUUCCUGAACUAAAACUUAAAGGCUCUUAGUUAUUCUGCUGUUUUUGUAUGCCCUGCAGAGGAUUUGCUAAAGAAAAAUAUACCAACAAAACUGGAGUUACUACUGAA
Molecule: messenger RNA, 5796 nt
Organism: Coturnix japonica (Japanese quail)
Lineage: Eukaryota; Metazoa; Chordata; Aves; Galliformes; Phasianidae
Gene: GSPT1
Product: G1 to S phase transition 1
Molecular function (GO): GTPase activity; GTP binding
Source: RefSeq, a predicted model, not a curated record